Aspergillus calidoustus is the source of this 861-nucleotide messenger RNA. NCBI's taxonomy places the organism in Eukaryota, Fungi, Ascomycota, Eurotiomycetes, Eurotiales, Aspergillaceae. The record is from the annotation of a GenBank genome assembly.
AUGCGUCGCAAGUCCGUCAAACCCUCAGAAUACCCGGCGCUGCCAUUCCACCUCGUCCGCUUCUUCUUGUUUGCCUCCUCGAUCAUCGUCGGAAUCAUCCUCGCUGCCUUUGCUGUACAACUACACAAUGCCGACCACAGGCUUCCAUGGGCGUUCCUCGUCCUCAUUAUUGCCGCCUUCCUAUCCCUACUAAACCUCACCCUCACCACAAUCCUCCACUGCUGCUACGGCCUCUCCCCGCGCCUCUCGCUCAUAACAAACACCAUCGUCUUCAUUAUCUGGGCCAUCGCCCUCGUCCUCCUCUCUUGGUCCCUCUCCCACACAAUCCUCACAACAUGUAAUUCCACAUACUGGGGCACGUCAACGGGGAUAACAGUCUGCCGGAUCUUCAAGGCCCUCUUCACAUUCACAAUCAUCGGCACCGCCCUCCUAAUCGCCUCGAUCGGCCUUGACAUCUUCGCGUACCGACGCACAACUCGGCUUGGAGAGUACGAUCCCAUGGCUGCGGAGGGCCACAACCUAGCUGAGUACAAGGCCGGCCAUGCCCGGGACAGCAGUGUUCUCUCGGGCUCGUUCCCGCAUCCGAAUGCGGGAGUCGCGGAGGACGAUCGGUCGCCGCUUGUUUCCGGUGGUUAUGGAGGCGCCGGGCAUAUGAGGGGCCGAUCUGAGGAGGAUAUCGGGGAGACGAGGCCGCUGCAUCAGCCGCCGCCGUAUAAUAGCAGUACGGCGCUGGAGGGGUACUCGGAUCAGCCAGGGCAGCAGCGGCAUUCUAGAGGGAGGUCGAGUGUUUAUGACAACCCGGGGUAUGGGUAUGGGCAUCAUAAUGAGCAGACGGCAUAUGAUCCUUUGGCGUAUAGGUAG